GGUAGUAUUGACAGUGCCAGGGCACACGGUGGGUAGUGGUAGUAUUGACAGUGCCAGGGCACACUGUGGGUAGUGGUAGUAUUGACAGUGCCAGGGCCCACGGUGGGUAGUGGUAGCAUUGACAGUGCCAGGGCCCACGGUGCGGUAGUGGUAGUAUUGACAGUGCCAGGGCACACGGUGGGUAGUGGUAGUAUUGACAGUGCCAGGGCCCACGGUUGGUAGUGGUAGUAUUGACAGUGCCAGGGCCCACGGUGGGUAGUGGUAGCAUUGACAGUGCCAGGGCCCACGGUGCGGUAGUGGUAGCAUUGACAGUGCCAGGGCACACGGUGGGUAGUGGUAGUAUUGACAGUGCCAGGGCACACGGUGGGUAGUGGUAGUAUUGACAGUGCCAGGGCACACGGUGGGUAGUGGUAGCAUUGACUGGCUAAUUGCAGACAGAAGGCAGAGGACUUUGUAGCAAUCUGGGGAUGACACCACUGUUCUCCUCAAUCAGACAGUGUUCAGCGAGGUGUGUGCUGCAGUCCGGUUACCCUCAGUAAGUUAUACGCUCUCUGGGCCGGGCCCUCGCCGCUGCUGCAUUAGGAGCCGCCAAUCAGAACCAACAACCAACUCCACACGGACCGCAGCAGCUGAACUGAGCUCACUGACGGAGCGGGCGGUGAACACGAGACUCAACACAGGGACUGAACAUAGUGACUGGAAGCAGCCGUGUGCAGCAGAGAGAGACAUUGUGAUCCUGUAUAAACAUACAGAGAGAGGACAUACAUACACGCUACAUCUCUACAGUGGGACGAAUAGAGAGAGAGAUGUAGCCUAUAGAGUAAUGCUAUACGUGUGAUCCUGUAGGGUGUUUAUAUCACACAGGGAGACUGUAGUCGUUUGUAAAGCAGUUACCAUCACAGUUGGAGACGGUGAUGUGUGAUAUCGAACCGUGGGAGACAAUUUAGCUGAUGACAUGUUUGUGUUGUCAAAAGUAUCAUGUGUGGGGAUGGAGCCCCGAGUUGAGAGAUAUGGGUACAGAAACAGUAUAAUGACUUGUUUCAGAUGGUUUACUCCGAUGUGUCUGUCUGGCUGAUGUAGAGUAAAGAUAUUGGUUUGCUUGGUGUUGGGAUUCUGGUCUGUGGUUUGCCAUUUGAGUGGUUCUAGCCUGUUGGUUUGUAUCAUUGCUUUGCUCCAUUGAUUUGAUGUUUAGUUAUGUAGUCCUACACAGCAGAGCAGCUCGGUUGGCAGACAGUCAUUUGGCUAAUUGUGUGCUGAUAGUUCGUAGCAACGUUGUAAGACAUUCCAGAUCGACGCUGUGGUGAUGUUAGAUCGGUGGUGUUUUAUCAAAACACUGCAGCUCUGAAGAAUCGUGCGUGUUGUGUCCUGGUAAAACCCCAGCUUUGUUGUGUGUCACUGCAGCCCUAGUUCUGCUCUGCUCUGCUCUGCUCUGCUCUGCUCUGCUCUGCUCUGCUGGUGUUACGACGGCUGUGUUCCUGUGUCACAGAGGAAGCAUUGAUCAGACAGCUACUGAGGCUCAAUACACAAUGAGGCCUGGCCCGAGAUCUCUCCUCCUCCCCAACCCCCUCUCCCUCUCCCUGCGUGCCCUGCUCCUGCUCUGCCUUGCGCCGUGUUGCCAGGCGGUGCAGGCUGAGAAUGUGACAGUGUUGGAGGGAGGCACGGCCCAGAUCUCCUGUCGUCUGCAGAACUAUGACGGCUCCAUUGUGGUUAUCCAGAACCCUCGCAGACAGACCCUCUUCUUCAACGGCACACGAGCGUUGAAGGACGACCGUUUCCAGAUGGUUCUCUUCACUCCCCGCCUGGUGCGCAUCACCCUCACCAACGUGAGCGUGUCGGACGAGGGCGGCUACUUCUGCCAGCUCUACACCGACGACACCCACCACCAAGUGGCCACUCUGUCCGUGUCCGUCCCUCCCGACACCCCCGCGGUGGAGGUGAGGCAGGAGGCCGUGGAGGGGGGCGAGGUGGAGCUCACCUGCCUGUCGCCGCGCAGCAAGCCCCCCGCCACGCUGCGCUGGAUCAGGGACCGCCGGGAGAUACCAGGUGUGGUGUCCCAGCAGGAAAAUGGGAAGACAGUGAGUGUGUCCAGCACCAUCCGUCUCCCUGUGGAGAGAAAAGACAACGGGGCAGCGGUCAGCUGUGAGGCAUCCCACCCCGCCCUGGGGGGGCAGAAGAGGGUCCGCCACUACCGCCUCGACGUCCACUUUGCCCCCACAGUGAGGAUCAUCCCUCCCCCUGGCAUACUCCGAGAGGGAGACUCUCUCAGCCUCACCUGCUCCAUCACUGGCAACCCACUGCCUAGGGAUGUCCAGUGGACUAGGAUUAAUGACACCUUACCUGAGAGGGCGGAGAUCUCUGGCCCCACCCUGCAGGUGGCCCGUCUCAGCCAAUCACACAACGGGACCUACCUGUGUCAGGCGCAGAACAACUACGGCCGUGCCGCUGACCACUACACGCUGCUGGUGUACGAGAAUGUGUCUGUCACUACCAUGGUCCUUCCCACCUCCCAUCACGCCACCUCCCAGCCAAUCACCCUCCUCAUAACCCCCAGCUACGCACCGGACCCCCGAGACCCCGGUGCAGUGAUUGAGACCCACAGUGCAGUACCGUAUGCUGUGAUAGGGGGCGUCCUGGCUCUGCUGGUCUUCACCAUCAUCUGUGUUCUCAUCAUCACCAUCUGGUGCUCUGUCCGACAGAAAGGUUCAUAUCUUACCCAUGAGGCCAGUGGGUUGGACGAGCAUGGGGAGGUCCAGGAGGCUUUCCUCAAUGGGAAUGAUGCCAGUCAGGGCAAGAAGGAGUACCUACUGUAGCCUCCAUCCCCAAAACCCACACCCCUCCCCCAACACGCCAUGACGGGUGGCCUUCUGAAUCGACUGUAAUACUACUACUGCACACAGACCACAUUACAGACCACAACAUAAACCACAACACAGACCACAACAGAGACCGAAAGAGAGAUCUGUCCUUACAUUACAACUGUGCCAUACUGUAGGUGUACUGGAGGAAGGAGCGAGGGAGGAUGGCAGAGAUAGUCCAGCCUUACAUUACAACUGUGCCAUACUGUAGGUGUACUGGAGGAAGGAGCGAGGGAGGAUGGCAGAGAUUGGGGAAAGUGAUAAUAGGGUCAUUAUUUUGAUAGAGAGAAGAGAUAACAAGAAAGAAAGCCUCAGCACUUUCCUUCCCUGUGGUAAUUGGAGAGGGAGAAAGAGAGAGGAAAAAGAGAGAAAAAAUGUGGUGGGGUCGGUAUGAUUUCCAGAAGCUAUUGAGUUUGAAUGUUAAAUUUGAUUACUUGAAAUUGCCAAAGCACAUCAGCCAACAGAGUGCAACUCAUCUAUAAUUAUUUGACAACAUUGCAGAGUGUUACCCUGAAAGUCUCAUAAAGUAUAUCUGAACUGUUCAGUCAAUUCUGCAGACGCUCCAGGUAUUGUAUUUGUCGUCCGUUCUGGGGAGUCUGCCAAUGUUUUCUGGGUAAUUUAGAAACCUUCCUGUUGUGAAUGACUGCUUUCCUCACAGAACAGAACUGUUGUUUCUCUUCUUUGAAUUGUCCCUCCUCCCUCCCUCCCUCC
Oncorhynchus gorbuscha (pink salmon) is the source of this 3566-nucleotide messenger RNA. RefSeq names its product cell adhesion molecule 4-like. The transcript is spliced from 9 exons. Lineage: Eukaryota; Metazoa; Chordata; Actinopteri; Salmoniformes; Salmonidae. Gene Ontology annotation, biological process: regulation of wound healing; negative regulation of peptidyl-tyrosine phosphorylation; regulation of Rac protein signal transduction. Gene Ontology annotation, molecular function: vascular endothelial growth factor receptor 2 binding. The record is from RefSeq and is a predicted model, not a curated record. The coding region runs from base 1527 to 2810 and encodes 427 amino acids. Gene Ontology annotation, cellular component: cell-cell contact zone.